This is a messenger RNA of Diaporthe batatas, 1899 nucleotides long. RefSeq lists its product as uncharacterized. Lineage: Eukaryota; Fungi; Ascomycota; Sordariomycetes; Diaporthales; Diaporthaceae. Gene Ontology annotation, molecular function: UDP-glucose 6-dehydrogenase activity; NAD binding. Gene Ontology annotation, cellular component: nucleus; cytosol. Bases 1 to 1899 code for a protein of 632 amino acids. Gene Ontology annotation, biological process: glycosaminoglycan biosynthetic process; polysaccharide biosynthetic process. The record is from RefSeq and is a predicted model, not a curated record. The transcript has 3 exons.
AUGAAUCCCUCAUCGCCCCAGCCCGACAGCCCUGUGGACAGCGCAAAUAUCCUCGAGGGCUCAACGGCCCCCACAACGCCAGAAGGGAGCUACAUGUCCAGUCCGCUAUUGCAGCCACGAGGUCUCGAGGUACUGGAUACGGACAUCACGCAGACACGGCCCGUCCGCAACAUCUGCUGCGUUGGCGCGGGAUAUGUCGGCGGCCCUACGGCAGCCGUGGUCGCCCUCAACAACCCCGGGAUCCGUGUGACGGUUGUUGACCUUAACGAGCCGCGCAUUCGACGCUGGAAUAGUCGACACCCCCCGAUAUACGAGCCUGGCCUCGAGGAGAUCGUGCGGGUUGCCCGAGAUGGAACGCAGGAAACGGUCAUUGUCAACGCCCGCGGCCCAGUCUCACGUAAAGAUGAAGUGCAAGUCCUUCCCGAAGCAUCAGGGGCCAUCGACGAGAUAGUCGUGCCUGGCAGGCGGCCCAAUCUGUUCUUUAGCACCCAGGUGGGCCGGUGUAUCUCCGAGGCGGAUGUGGUCAUGAUCUCUGUUAACACGCCAACCAAAACUCGCGGCGCGGGCAAAGGACGUGCGACGGACAUGACGGCGUUUGAGGCGGUCACGGCCGAGAUUGCACAGCACGCGAGGCCUGGUGCGAUCAUCGUCGAGAAGAGCACCGUGCCGUGUCGGACAGCGCAGAUGGUCAAAGAGACGAUGGCGGUCCACCGCCCCGGCGUUCACUUCGAGAUCCUGUCAAACCCCGAGUUCCUGGCAGCCGGCACAGCUGUCCAUGACCUCCUCUACCCUGACCGUGUUCUGAUCGGCUCGUCGCCCACCCGCGCAGGCCGCAAGGCGGCGUCAGCGCUCGCUGCGGUGUAUGCGUCUUGGGUGCCACGGCGACGCAUCAUGACGACCAACGUGUGGUCGUCGGAGCUCGCCAAGCUGGUUGCCAACUCGAUGCUCGCCCAGCGCAUAUCGUCAAUCAACUCGAUAGCGGCCGUAUGUGAGCAGACGGGGGCGGACGUGGACGAGGUCGCGGGGGCGAUCGGCGCUGACCCGCGCAUCGGGGACAAGUUCCUCAAGGCGGGCAUCGGGUUCGGGGGGUCGUGCUUCAAGAAGGACGUGCUGUCGCUCGUGUACCUCGCACAGAGCCUUGGGCUGGACCAGGUGGCAGAAUACUGGAGCCAGGUCAACGCAAUGAACGAGUACAGCCGGGACCGGUUUGCAGGGCGGGUGGUGCGCUGCCUCAACAACACGCUCGCGGGGAAGAAGGUUGUUGUCCUGGGCUACGCCUUCAAGAAGAACACCAACGACACGCGCGAGUCGCCCGCACUCGAGAUCAUCCGGGCAUUGCUCGAGGAAGGGCCGCGCGAGGUUGCCGUGUUCGACCCGUGCUGCAACCCGACCACCGUGCGCGGCGAGAUCAAGCACCUGCUCGGCGGCAGCAUGGACGCCGACAUGGUCUUGCAGGAGGACGGCGGGCCAUUGGCGGUGUACGACAGCGUCUACGAGGCGUGCGCGGCUGCCGAUGCCGUCUUGAUCACCACCGACUUUGACGAGUUCAGAAACGGGGCCGGCGGGCCCGUGCAGGCCGCCGUCGUCACCACGGGGGGGCUGCCGGCCCCUAACCCUGGGGUCACCACAGACCCGACCGAGCUGGAGCUCCUGGCCCUGGGCAGACACCCGCUGCAGAGGCUCUGCGCUGAGCCAGCCUGUGGCACCGACUGCCCGGACUGUGAGGCGGAAGGCAACAGCCACGCCCCCGGUCAGGGAUAUACUCCCAGGCAGAGGGUGGACUGGGCCAAGAUCAGCUACUACAUGAAGACGCCUAGAUGGGUGUUCGACGGUAGAGGAGUGCUAGAUGUCAAGGAAAUGGAGAGGCUUGGGUUCAGAGUCACGAGGGUCGGGAGGUGA